AUGGAAGACCAUAGAUAUUCAGAUAAAAGGGAUUCAGAGGAUUGGAUAUGCACAGAUGAAAAAUGUCGACAUGCCAACUCUUACAAGAGAAUGUAUUGCAGCCAAUGCAAUCGAGUCAGGCCAAAGAAAACGAUAAAAAAAAACCCUAAGCAGAUAUUGUUUAAGACGAAUGAUUGGAAAUGUGAUGAUUGUGGUAACAUAAACUGGGCUAAACGAGAAAAAUGUAACAUAUGUGGUAAAAGUAAAUAUACAAAAAAAUUAAAUGAUUUUAAACCAAAUAAAGAAAUAAGAACAGGAAAGGGAGGAGGACAUUAUGAUAUCCAAGGUAAUAAUGAAAGAAGAGCCCACGAUUCAGAAGAUGAGGAAUUUGAUGAAUUUGGACGUAGAAAGAAAAGAAAACUACCAAAUAAUGAGGAAAAAAACUCCAAAUCACAAACUGAAAAUUCUACAAGAAAUUAUAAUAAUAACAAAGAUAUGCCAAAAAAAAGUCACACACAUAAAAAGCGCCGUACAUCUUCACAUUCAAGAAGUGAGUCUACUAACUCUUAUAAAAAUCGUAGGGAAAGUAGCUAUAGUAGCGGUGAUGAUAAAAAAAAAAAAAAUUAUAAAUAUGAAAGUAAAAAAUACGAUAGCAGUAAAGGCAAUUAUAAGCAUAAUGAUAGGAAAUAUGAUAAUAAGAAAAAAUAUAGUCAUAGUAGUAAAUAUAAUGACAAUAAAUAUGAUGAAGAUAGAUCUGAUGAUAGCCGGAAAAGUAACUAUUACAGAAAAGGACAUACGAGAAAUUAG
This is a messenger RNA of Plasmodium vinckei vinckei, 786 nucleotides long. RefSeq names its product zinc finger, RAN binding protein, putative. The record is from RefSeq and is a predicted model, not a curated record. Bases 1 to 786 code for a protein of 261 amino acids. The transcript has 5 exons. Lineage: Eukaryota; Apicomplexa; Aconoidasida; Haemosporida; Plasmodiidae. Gene Ontology annotation, biological process: RNA processing.